AUGGUUGUGGAGUCACCACGUGCCUCACCAGUGCCCUUCCACAUCCAGGUCAUUGCUGUGGUCAUGGACCUCUUCACUGAUGGUGAUAUCUUCCAAGACAUCGUGGAUGCUGCGUCUAAGCGUCGGGUCCCGGUGUAUAUCAUCCUGGAUGAAGCAGGCGUAAAGUUUUUCCUGGAGAUGUGUCAGGGCCUGGAGCUUGCUGACUACCGUAUUCGGAACAUCCGUGUCCGCUCUGUGACAGGUGUUGGCUUCUACAUGCCCAUGGGGAAGGUCAAGGGGACCCUGUCAUCAAAGUUCCUAAUGGUAGAUGGUGAAAAAGUAGCCACUGGAUCUUACAGGUUCACCUGGAGCUCCUCCUACGUGGACAGGAACCUUCUCCUCCUCCUGACGGGGCAGAACGUGGAGCCCUUUGACUUGGAGUUCCGGGAGCUGUAUGCCAUCUCUGAGGAGGUGAACUUGUACCAGGAGCUGAGCCUGGCGGGAGGUGCCGGGAGGCUCAGCCCCAACUACUCCUCCACCGUGGCUCGCAAGCUGAUUAACCCCAAGUACGCCCUGGUGGUUGGCAGCCGCCAUCCGCCGGGCGAGAUGAUGCGCUGGGCCGCCCGGCAGCAGCAGGAGGCGGGGGGCGACCCCGAGGGGCAGGAGGAGGGCAGCAGAGGCGGCGAGGCGGCCCGGCGCCUGGAGAACUUCCUGAGUGACCUGGUCACGCUGGAGCAGGUGCUGCCCCCCGUGGAGCCCGUUCCCUCUGGAGAGCUGAUUCGGAAGGACGGCAGGGCUAUCUCCCACCUGCACAUGGACCUGAAGCCCAAACCCCGUGAGGCGCUUGUCCGAAACGGCAAGGGAGAAGCCGCCAACGGGGAGGCCACUCCAGCCAAGGAGGGCAAGCGCUUUAGCAACAGGUUCUUCAGUCGCCGGGCCAAGAGGCCCACGGCACCCAAUGGCACAGCCAGCUCUCUCUCCACCGAGACCUUUGCGGAAGUGGAGUUUGUGCCGGGGAAGAAGUCCAACGAGGGCUCCAGCGCUGACAUCUCAGGCAAAACGAAUCCCAGUCCUUCCAAGGCCAGCAAUUGCGUGAUCUCCUGA
Molecule: messenger RNA, 1083 nt
Organism: Puma concolor (puma)
Lineage: Eukaryota; Metazoa; Chordata; Mammalia; Carnivora; Felidae
Source: RefSeq, a predicted model, not a curated record